Messenger RNA from Ectocarpus sp. CCAP 1310/34, 2245 nucleotides. Lineage: Eukaryota; Phaeophyceae; Ectocarpales; Ectocarpaceae. The record is from the annotation of a GenBank genome assembly.
GUCGCCUACACUUGCGCACUCCGCAGCUGCCCUCCCGGUUGCUCGUUCGAUGAGGAAUCUGGCCUACGCCUGGAUGAUAGUGGCAUCGCUCUCGCAGUCAUUCCGCCGGAACAUGGCUUCCUACGCUGCAGGUACCACGCGCUAUGCCGUUCGGCUACUAGCGCCGGCGGAAGGGCCAGUGUUAGGCGUCGCCACGCGUAACGCCAAAGCUUCGGCUGUCAGCGCAUACGAGGUGUUGCAGGAGCCGGUCGGAGCUCCUUUUGACGGACUUCAGGUUUGCGUCUGGGUAGAUUCGAUGAUCGAAGGGCAAGACACGGCUUCCAGAUCAGGACCCUUCUGUUUCGAGGGGCUGCAACAACAGCUCCCCAUCAACGGCUUGGAAGUGGGGUCGCAUAGGUUAUCGGCAGCCGUCGUGGCCCCAAUCCAGGACGGCCCAACGCAGCAGAUAUCGGAGGUCACCACGGCGCAGAUCGAUGUAGUUCUGCAGGAAGAUUUUGCCCCUUCCUACAAGUGGCAGCAGGUCUACCCCUGGCAGAGCGUGCCGCCCGGGCUCGAAGUCCAGCUCCCCCUUGACGGCGUGGGGCAGAAACGGGCGCGCGUGCCGCCCUCCUGGAGACUGCAGCUGUACGUUCCGGAGGAGAGCGGGGGCGGGUUCUUUGUGAGGACGGACUUGCGGGCGGGGAGCACGGUGCUCGAGCUGCGGCGAGAAAUAGCGCGGCAGCCGAGGUUCGGGGGGGGGGGCGUCGAGCGCGUGAGGCUUUCGCUAGGGGGGAGGGUGCUGGGGGACGAGGAGACGGCUGAGGGGUUGGACCUGUUCAACCGCCAGAGGGAGCUCGUCGCAUUGGUCGACCGGAGGCCAGACACGCGGCCGCCGUGAGUUUUUCGUUUUGGAUCAUGCUGCCACCUCCUGGAAUCAUGCGGUUGGUCCUAUGUAGCCCGUUGUUGAUAAUACGUUGUUGUUGGUGUGUGUCGUGAACGAGCGCGCGGUCUGUUUAUUUGAAAGUGGCCUUGUUGAGCAUAGGCGGUGCACUGUAAUUCCCAUUCGCCGACAUGGGUGGUGGUACUUCCGCACGUUGCGAAGAUGUGGCCCCGGAGACAACUCAGCCCUCGCCAGGGCAUUCGUAUACGUUAAUGUUGGGUCACUGCUGCGUUGUCAAUUGCACCACACCGGAGGAGCUUGUGGUAGCACGGUGUGGAGGUAGGUGGGGGAAUUGGGGGAUAGAUGUAAAUCACCAAUAUUCCAAGAACGCAUACGUGACUGUUCCGCUCGUGCUAUUUGUGAAGUUGUUGCCUGCGUUGUGCUAGAACGAACGUGGGGCAUGUAUGAAAUGUAUCAAUGCCUUUGGUUUGACCCCCACGAAUACUCUUAUGGUAUUUUUCAGUGUUAUUUGGCCAGAGCAGGAAACAAUCUUGGCCGGUCCUUGACAAGACAUCCCACAGCAACAUGUGAAUGACCUCUGAAGUAUUGGGAAAGUAGUGGGUGGGUUUCCUCUGUAAUGUGGUUUUGGCGAGAACGAAACCCGAGCCGCGUACUGCGUCGGAACUGGCAAAGUUUUCCACUCGAUGAAUAUUUUUGUAGAGUGAUAUGCAUGAUGCAUAGAUACGGCGGAGAUAUUGCUUAUCAUCACGUCAGUACAGAUUGAAAUGGGUUUGUCGAAAUGGGAGUACAUGUUUACUGAUGAGGAUAGGGCUUGAGAUGUGUUAAAUCUUUCGCGCCAUUAGUGCUCUGCUCCGUGCUCGAUACGGAUCCCUUCAGAAGUGAAAUCGGCAUGAUGACAGGAUACUUUCAUGCGUAGGUUCAGGGUCCGCUAAGUUGAGUUGGUGCGCCCACAGGACGGAUUGCAUAGAUAGUUGGCCGAGAACAGCAGCAGUGGUUGGGCGUGUAAGGCGCAAAAGUUUGGGACGGUCCAAAUAAUUGUUCAUGUUCAUGAGCCGUAUGAACGGUUGAGUGAAGCGAACAUAAGUCGCGCGGUGUUUAUCUUCAUUUUUUUUGUUCCUCCCAUGCCCUUGUUCCCUUUGGCGGUGCUUCCGUGCGUGUCUGUGUUUUUAAUGUUGGGCUUGUUGGGGUAUUUGUGUUGUGCAUGAACGACUCUAUUCUGCUGUGUGGGUUUUUCCCCGGUAUUGUGAAGGCGUGUUUCCAAGUCUUUGACCGUCAGGUGAAGACAGCUUGGGCGCCUCUGUGUGGAUAAUAAAUCACUGUGUUUCUCUACCCAAGCCUCCGUCACAUACGCCAGCCACACCAUAC